UCUCCUUUCUAUGACCCACUUUAUCUCUAUAAUUAUUUAUUUGGGAUAAGUUCUGCAACUCUAGAAUUGGACCUCUUGCUAAAUUGUAAUCGCGCAUACGUACUGUGAGCAUGACUUCUUCUUCUAUGGCCUUUCAAUCAGGAGCUUCUUCCUCUUCUUCAUCCUCUUCAUCUCCUUCCAUCUGUCCAUGGAGUCAUCAUGUAUUCUUGAGUUUUAGAGAAUCAAGAUGGUGCUUAGAUGAGUUAUUGAAGAUUCUUGAUUGCAAGGAAACAAUGAAUCAAAUUGUUCUACCAAUUUUUUACGACGUAGAUCCAUCGGAAGUACGACAUCAAAAAGGGAUUUUUGGAGAAUCUUUUGAUAAACUUGGAGAUAAGCUCAAGGAUAACACAAAGAUGCAGAAAUGGAAGGUAGCUUUGCAAAGAGUAGCUGAUUUGUCUGGUUUCCCAUUAGCAAAAUUUCGGAAAGAGUCAGAAUUUAUCCAGGAAAUCAUUCAAUGGGUGGAGUUAAGAAUGGUAAAUCAAACACCUCUAAGUGUUGCCAAGUAUCCAAUUGGGAUAGCAUCUCGUAUACGACAUAUUUAUCAGCAUUUAAGUAUUGGAAAGAAUGAUAUUAUACGCAUUGUAGGGAUAUUUGGGACUGGUGGAAUUGGGAAGACAACUAUUUCAAAUGAUAUCUACAACCGGAUUUCUUCUCAAUUUGAAGGCAGUUGUUUCUUGAAAGACGUUAGAGAAAUUUCAAAACAAGUAGGAGGUCUAAUUAAGCUACAAAAUACCCUUCUUUCUGAUAUUUUAGGAACAUGUUUGGAUGUUCAUGAUAUUGACAGAGGCAUGAAUGUGAUAAGGCAUAGAGUUUGCUCUAAAAGAGUUCUACUAAUUCUUGAUGAUGUGGAUGAGUUGGUCCAAAUAGAAAAGUUGGCUGGAGAUCGUGAUUGGUUUGGCUCAGGAAGUAGAAUCAUCAUAACGACAAGAGAUCGGUGUUUACUCGAUAAUUCUAAAGUUGAUUCAAAGCACGAGGUGAUGAUUUUGGAUGACGAUGAAGCUCUUCAACUAUUUAGCUUGCAUGCUUUCGAGGAAAAGGAACCACCGAAGAAUUAUAUGGACCUAUCUAAACAAGUAACAAAAUAUGCUCAAGGUCUUCCACUAGCUUUAACAGUGUUAGGUUCGGAUCUAAAAGGUCAAAGUAUACAUCAAUGGAAAAAUGCAUUGGAUAAAUAUAAAAACAUUCCCAACAGUUCUAUUCAGAAAGUACUCUUAGUGAGUUAUGAAGGUCUGGAUGAUACUGAGAGGGAAAUGUUCCUUGAUAUUGCGUUUUUCUUCAAAGGGGAACCUUUGGCUAAUGUGAUGAAAAUAUUUGAUUCUUAUGAUUUUUUUCCGAAUCAUGGAAUCAAGAGGCUUAUAGACAAGUGUCUUAUUACUAUUACUAUUGAAGGGAGUAAUGAAUAUGUUCGGAUGCAUGACUUGCUACAAGAUAUGGGACGAGAAAUUGUUCGACUAGAAUCACCCAAAGAACCUAGCAAACGUAGUAGAUUGUGGUUUCAUAAGGAUAUCCGUGAAGUGUUGGAAGAAAGUAUGGGGCCAAACGAAAUUGAAGGCAUAGUAUUAGAUUUACCUGAAGGCGAGGAGGAGAUGAUAAGCUUGCAUCCGGAAGCAUUUCGACAUAUGAAAAGACUUAGAAUCUUUAUAAAUCGUAAUGCACGUUUUUCUUGUGCACCCAAUUAUCUAUCGGACAAGUUAAGAGUAUUUGAUUGGUCUCAAUAUCCUGUAGAGUCUUUGCCACGUAAUUUCCAAGGAAAAAAACUCAUUGUCUUUAGGAUGUCGCAUAGCCUCAUAAAAGAGUUGGGGGAUCGAUUCAAGCCCAAGAAUUUGACGACUAUGGAUUUCUAUAAUUGUCAAUUCUUAGAAAAGAUUCCGGAUCUUUCAAGCAUCUCAAAUUUGAAGGAAUUGACUGUCAGAGAUUGUACAAGAUUAGUGGAGGUGCAUGAUUCCGUUGGAUCUUUGGAAAAUCUUUUUACGUUGGAUUUUGGAGGAUGCUCUAAACUCCAAAUCCUUCCAAGAAGCCUCAGUUUGAGAUCUUUAUGCGUGCUUAAUCUUACUCAGUGUUCAAGCCUUCGUUAUUUUCCUAAAAUCGAGUGUAAAAUGAAAUUUUUAAGAGCGUUGCUUCUAUAUGGCACCGCAAUAGAAGAACUGCCUUUAUCCAUCGGAAACCUUGUUGGACUUCAGUAUCUAUAUCUAUCGGGCUGCCAAAACCUUUUGCGUCUCCCAAUUGCUUGCAUUCAGUUGCAACAUUUAAGCCGACUCUAUCUUGGUUGUCCAAAUCUUGUAAAGGAGACAUCAUUACGUAAAGAACCACUCCAUGAAGUGGCGCCUUCAACGAAUUCAAGCAAUGGGAGCACUGCAUUACAAGUAUCGAAUCUUCAAAUUAGUUGUUCCCAUUCAGAAUCAAAUUUCUUUCCAAUAUCUAGUUUCUUUACCAUGUUUAACUCCUCCGCCAGUUUGGAAUUUUUAAAUCUAUCGUGGACUGGACUUGUUAGCCUUCCCACGAGCAUCAAAGAAUUCGUUGCACUAACUAGUCUUUACUUGUGCAAUUGUGAGAAACUUGAAGAAAUAAUAGAGCUUCCACCAAAUAUAAGAGUGGUAGAUGUUACAGGAUGCAAGUCAUUAGAGAGAUUUUUGGAAGUAUAAAAAAUAUUGGAAUUCAAUGGAAGCCACAUCA
Molecule: messenger RNA, 2712 nt
Organism: Juglans regia (Persian walnut)
Lineage: Eukaryota; Viridiplantae; Streptophyta; Magnoliopsida; Fagales; Juglandaceae
Product: disease resistance protein RUN1-like
Exons: 5
Coding region: 111-2681 (856 amino acids)
Biological process (GO): defense response; signal transduction
Molecular function (GO): ADP binding
Source: RefSeq, a predicted model, not a curated record